UUCUGAAUUGAUUAUCCAGGAGGAUUUGGCGGAAGGUAUCCCCGCCCUUCUCCCGCCAAAAUCCCCCGCAAAAAUCCGCGCAAAGAAAAACAAAGCACAACGCGCCUGGGUGCGAGGAAGUAAAUAUGUACUGGUGAUAUACGGAAUGGUGCCAUCAACUGCGCGAACGAGGGUAUGUGUUUAUGGCCUUAGGCUAACUUCGUCUUGGAUCAUCUUACAACUUUUAAUUUGAAGGCAAAUAUGAAUUUUGGCGUUCUAUUAUGGUUUCUUGGUGUAAUUGUGACCGGGUUUGUGUGUAUGGUCUUGUGUUUCAUGCUAUACCUGCAUUAUUUACACCAAUGCUACGCUCAUUUGCCAGGACCCACUCGUUCAAGUUUCAUACUUGGCAACCUUCCUGAAUUGUGGAAAUACAAGAAAGCGACAGGCAGAACAUUUAGUGAAUUUGUGAUGGAACAACGAUUCAAGUAUGGAUCCAUCUUUGUGCUUACAUUGUUUCACAGACCUAUGGUAUACCUUGCUGAUCCAAGCUAUGUUCGUGAAGUAUUUAUAAAUAACCACAGAUAUCUACAUAAAUCAUCUUUUAUAUAUGAUAAAGUCGGAUUUGUAUUCGGUGAGAGAGCUCUGGGAUAUGGCUUAGUUACAAAUACAGACGAGUUUUCGUGGCGUAAGAAACGACAUAUUAUGAACCCAGCUUUUCACCGAAAAUGCUUGAAGGAUUUCAUGUCCAAUUUUAACAACAUUUCCAGACGAUUUUUAGUCCACAUGGGCAAGGUAGCUGAUAGUGGUGAACAUGUUAGUAUGGUCAAAGAGUUUUCAAAAGUUACACUUGAAGCUAUAAGUCAAGUGUCAUUUAACAUCAAUACCAAUGCAAUUGGAGAUCCAGAAUCACCAUUUUCCUCUGCCAUUUACAACUACACCAGAGGAGUACAAGACCAAUUCGAUUUUCCUUUGAGCUCUACAUUUCUUGGAAUUUUUCAAUUUAAACUAUUUCAGAAGGAUUCCCAAAGAGUAAUAAUAAAUUCAGCACGGUUUCUUCGAAAAUUUGCUUCAGAUUGUAUUUCAGCUCGACAACAGGCCAUUGAUGAAAAAAAGGAUGUACCUAAUGACUUACUCAGUCUUUUAAUUAAUGAUGGUAGCCUAACAAAGGAGGAGAUAAUUGAUGAAUUUUUAACAAUCUUUUUUGCUGGUCAAGAAACAACAGCAAACUCAUUAGCAUUUACCUUAUAUGAAAUCUUGAGCAACCCUCAUGUUGAAGCAAAGCUUUUGAGUGAAAUCAAAGAAGUGCUGGGUGACAGAGAGGAAGUUGAAUUUGAAGAUUUAGCAAAACUCAAUUUCACUGGCCAGGUUUUGCAGGAAAGUCUACGAAAACACCCUAUCACAGCAGGUGCACUAUCUAGGAUUUUAGAAAAAGAAAUCACAAUUGCAGGUUAUCAAAUACCUAAGGGAAGUACAGUUGCCACCAAUAACCUUUUCUUUGCAAUGAAUCCUGAAACCUGGAAGGAUCCUGACGUUUUUGACCCAGAAAGAUUUGCUAAUCCUGGAAGCAUCCCAAACUUGAGCAUGACCCAUUUUCCCUUCUCUGUUGGUCCUCGAAAUUGCAUUGGACAAACAUUUGCAAAGUUUGAGUCCAAAGUCAUUUUGGCAAAAUUAUUUCAAAAGUUUAAGUUCAAGCUGUUGCCAAAUCAAACUGACAGAAUGUUAGGAAGAUUCACUAAUACACCUCGAGAUGGUGUGAUCUGUGAAGUUAGCCGAUGUGCAGGCCAUUGAAGUUUUAUUAGAUGAUUUAUUGGUUAAAACUCUAAAUUUACCUGUCAAUGAUUAACACUAUAGAAUAUUGUGCUUCACAAAAUAUUUGAAUUCUAUUGGGAAAAAAUUAAAUAUACAUUUCAAUGUUACGAUAUAUAAAAAUAAUUAGUUAUUUUACAUUUCUGUACUUUGAUAUGCUUUUAAAAAAACACUCCUAGUACAUGUUACUUUAAACAUGUACCAACUAUCGGGCCCUAAAUGCAGUUCCUAUAUUUUUCUAAAAAAUUAAUUUUAAUAUCUUCUUGUAACUUUAUAUGUAUAUGUUUAUUCUAAUAAUGUAAUUUUUGGUGAGACUUAAUUGGGAAUUAAUGUUCUGUUGUCCUUAGUCCUUACCAAUUGUAAAGUUAGUAAAAUAAAUAAAUACCCCAAAUUUGCUGA
Dendronephthya gigantea is the source of this 2184-nucleotide messenger RNA. RefSeq names its product cholesterol 24-hydroxylase-like. The record is from RefSeq and is a predicted model, not a curated record. The coding region runs from base 241 to 1767 and encodes 508 amino acids. Gene Ontology annotation, biological process: cholesterol catabolic process. The transcript has 2 exons. Gene Ontology annotation, molecular function: cholesterol 24-hydroxylase activity; iron ion binding; heme binding. Lineage: Eukaryota; Metazoa; Cnidaria; Anthozoa; Malacalcyonacea; Nephtheidae.